Durio zibethinus is the source of this 3236-nucleotide messenger RNA. Its product is annotated as cullin-4-like. NCBI's taxonomy places the organism in Eukaryota, Viridiplantae, Streptophyta, Magnoliopsida, Malvales, Malvaceae. The record is from RefSeq and is a predicted model, not a curated record. Gene Ontology annotation, molecular function: ubiquitin protein ligase binding. Gene Ontology annotation, biological process: ubiquitin-dependent protein catabolic process. Gene Ontology annotation, cellular component: cullin-RING ubiquitin ligase complex.
AAUGGGUUACAUCACUCCAGUUUUGUCUCCAUUACAGGCUUUACCAUUUAAGAUUUUGAUCCAAUAUUGGAUUUUGUAAUGGUUAUGUAACCCAAAAAUCAAAUCCGAAACUCAUAGUCCAAUCGGUUAUAACCAGUCCAGUUCACCGUCGAGGCAGGCACGAACCAAGCCCUCUGUUUCUCUCGCUCGCAAAUUUUUAUCUUUUACUGCCUUCGUAAAAUCUUCUCCUUUCUCUCUAAGGAAGGCAACAACUGUAACAAGAGAACCGAGAUCAGGAGAAAAUUUAAUAAUUAAAAGAAGCUGAAAAUUUUACAAUGCUCUUUUGAUGACUUUCAUGUCUCUCCCCCCAACCAAACGAUCUCUCUGCAACACUAAUUCUAACGCCACUGCUUCUUCUUCUUCUUCUUCUUCUCCUCCUCACUUCCAACCACCAAUGAAGAAAGACAAGUCCCAAGCGGUGGCUUGCUCUCUCGACCCAAACAAAAACGGUCUACACCACCACCACCACAACCAAAACGAUAACGACGUCGUUUUCGACCCUUUAACUAUGGCCCUCGACGAUGAUUCCAAGUCCGAUGAUGCUCGUGCUCCCGCCGCCGCUAAUUUGUCUCGCAAAAAGGCAACCCCACCUCAACCCACCAAAAAGCUUGUCAUCAAACUCGUUAAAGCGAAACCAACAUUGCCCACAAAUUUUGAGGAGGACACAUGGGCAAAGCUGAAGUCAGCCAUUAAUGCUAUAUUUUUGAAGCAACCAGAUUCUUGUGACUUGGAGAAGCUUUAUCAGGCUGUUAAUAAUCUUUGCCUUCACAAGAUGGGAGGAAGCCUUUAUCAACGAAUUGAAAAAGAGUGUGAAGAACACAUAUCUGCAGCACUAAGAUCUUUGGUUGGGCAAAGCCCAGAUCUGGUGGUUUUCUUAUCGCUUGUUGAGAAAUGUUGGCAAGAUCUUUGUGAUCAAAUGUUGAUGAUUCGUGGUAUAGCCUUGUAUCUAGACAGAACAUAUGUUAAACAAACCCCAAAUGUACGUUCAUUGUGGGACAUGGGUUUGCAGCUCUUCCGUAAGCAUCUUUCUCUGGCUCCUGAAGUUGAGCACAAAACUGUCACUGGUCUUUUAAGAAUGAUUGAGAGUGAGAGGUUAGGUGAAGCAGUUGACAGGACACUCCUUAACCAUCUUUUGAAGAUGUUUACCGCUUUAGGUAUUUACUCAGAAAGCUUUGAGAAGCCAUUCCUGGAGUGCACAUCCGAGUUUUAUGCAGCUGAGGGAAUGAAAUACAUGCAGCAAUCUGAUGUUCCAGAUUACCUGAAGCACGUAGAGAUGAGGUUACAUGAAGAACAUGAAAGAUGCUUACUCUACCUGGAUGCUCUUACGAGAAAGCCACUUAUUGUAACAGCAGAGAGGCAGCUGCUUGAACGUCAUAUACCUGCCAUUCUUGAUAAGGGAUUUGUGAUGCUGAUGGAUGGACAUCGUAUUGAGGACAUUCAGAGGAUGUACUCACUGUUUUCAAGGGUCAAUGCUCUUGAAUCACUUAGGCAGGCCCUAAGCUCAUAUAUUCGGAGAACUGGGCAGGGCAUUGUGAUGGAUGAAGAGAAAGAUAAGGACAUGGUGCCUUCCUUGUUAGAAUUCAAGGCUUUGCUUGAUUCAAUAUGGGAAGAAAGCUUUUCCAAGAAUGAAGCAUUUUGCAACACCAUUAAGGAUGCAUUUGAACAUCUAAUUAACCUACGUCAAAACCGACCUGCUGAGCUGAUCGCAAAGUUUCUGGAUGAAAAGCUUCGUGCUGGUAAUAAGGGUACUUCAGAAGAGGAAUUAGAGGGUACACUUGAUAAAGUUUUGGUUUUAUUCAGGUUCAUCCAGGGUAAGGAUGUCUUUGAAGCAUUCUAUAAGAAGGAUCUUGCAAAAAGGCUGCUGUUAGGAAAGAGUGCUUCUAUUGACGCAGAGAAAUCCAUGAUUUCUAAGCUGAAGACCGAGUGUGGUAGCCAGUUUACAAACAAACUUGAAGGAAUGUUUAAGGAUAUCGAAUUGUCAAAGGAGAUAAAUGAAUCAUUCAAGCAGUCAUCGCAGGCCAGGACAAAACUUCCAUCGGGAAUUGAGAUGAGUGUCCAUGUCUUAACAACCGGGUACUGGCCUACAUAUCCACCCAUGGAUGUUAGGCUUCCUCAUGAAUUGAAUGUCUAUCAGGACAUCUUUAAGGAAUUCUACUUAAGUAAGUACAGUGGAAGGCGCCUAAUGUGGCAAAAUUCAUUAGGUCAUUGUGUGCUGAAAGCAGAUUUUCCCAAAGGUAAAAAGGAGCUGGCAGUUUCCCUAUUUCAGACUGUAGUUCUGAUGUUGUUCAACGAUGCCCAAAAGCUCAGCUUUCAAGACAUUAAGGACUCCACUGGCAUAGAGGAUAAAGAAUUGAGAAGGACCCUGCAGUCCCUUGCAUGUGGGAAAGUACGAGUCCUGCAAAAGUUGCCGAAAGGGAGGGACGUGGAGGAUGAUGAUUCAUUCAUUUUCAAUGAAGGAUUUACUGCUCCUCUCUAUCGUAUAAAGGUAAAUGCUAUCCAGAUGAAAGAGACAGUGGAGGAGAACACAAGCACUACUGAAAGAGUAUUUCAAGACCGUCAAUAUCAGGUUGAUGCUGCUAUUGUUCGGAUAAUGAAGACGAGGAAAGUUCUGAGUCACACUCUUCUGAUAACUGAACUCUUCCAACAGCUUAAGUUUCCCAUAAAACCGGCUGAUUUGAAGAAAAGAAUUGAGUCUCUCAUCGACAGGGAGUACCUGGAGCGUGACAAGAACAACCCACAAAUAUACAAUUACUUGGCAUAGUUCACUUUUUUUUUCUUUCCUUUGAUAGAUAUCUCCUUGCAAGUGACACGGGAAACUUUGGUCUUCUCCAAGAGGCGGGAGCUGAAAUCCCCUGUCAGAUCCGUGUACAGUAACUUGUAUUUAUUUUGUUGCAAUCGAGAUUGUAAUUGUAAAAGCAUAUUUAGCCUCUGUUUUGAUACUUAUUGUUACGGACUUGACAUUCGAGUUACUUGAAAUAAGGCUAAGCUGCAUUUUUUUUCUUGGGUUGUAUGCGUGUGUUUCCCCUUUUUGAGAAUUCUGUUUUAUUUUCUUUGUCAAGUGUGAGGCGGCAUGGGCAUUAGAUCACCCCCCAACAAGCUGGGGUUGGGUGUGGAUGAGCUUCACAUUUUCUCCAAGCUCAGGGGUUUCUUGUUCGAUAAAAAUAAACUUGUUUAAGAUUCAGAUUAUCUACUCAAGU